Messenger RNA from Octopus sinensis (East Asian common octopus), 900 nucleotides. RefSeq names its product large neutral amino acids transporter small subunit 2-like. The transcript is spliced from 9 exons. Gene Ontology annotation, cellular component: membrane. Gene Ontology annotation, molecular function: L-amino acid transmembrane transporter activity. The record is from RefSeq and is a predicted model, not a curated record. The coding region runs from base 1 to 900 and encodes 299 amino acids. NCBI's taxonomy places the organism in Eukaryota, Metazoa, Mollusca, Cephalopoda, Octopoda, Octopodidae. Gene Ontology annotation, biological process: amino acid transmembrane transport.
AUGCCGCAAACAGGGUCUACUGGCUUCAGUUUACUUAUAUGGAUCUCUACAGGAUUUAUUUCUUUGACAGGAGGACUUUGUUAUGCCGAGCUAGGAUCCGCCAUCACUAAAUCUGGAGGAGAAUAUGCUUAUUUAGGACAGGCUUAUGGAAAUUUGGCCUCAUUUCUGUAUUCAUGGACACUCUUAGUUAUAAUAUUGCCCGCCUCCAUUUCAGUCACAGCACUGGCAUUUGGACAGUACACUCUCAAGUCAAUAUAUACUGGCUGUCAUCCUCCAAAGAAUAUACUUAUUAUUGUCUCCCUUAUGGCUAUAAGUAUAGGACUGAAUUGUGUAAGUGCCAGGGCAGCUUCGAUGCUUCAAAAUGUAUUUACUGCAGCUAAAGUCAUUUCUUUACUUAUAAUAAUAAGUAUGGGGAUUUAUGAACUGAUAAAAGGAAUAGAAUUGAAUUCCCUUAAUACAAUCAGUGAAGAAUUGAAAAAACCUAAAAGAGAUAUUCCAAUUGCAAUCGUCAGUUCUUUACUUUUAGUAACGUCUAUAUAUACAUUUGUCAAUUUCGUCUAUUUUAUAGUUAUUCCAAAAAAUAAAAUUUUACUUACUGACGCUAUUGGAUUAUACUUUAAUAGAAUAUUUUUUGUUGCAGGAAGAGAUGGAAAUCUUCCUAAAAUAUUCUCUCUAAUCACAAUAAAAUUCAAAACUCCUUUCAUGUCAAUAUUUUUCACUCUACUGUGUCUACUUUGUUUAUUUUAUAUUUUUGUGGGGAUUUUUCUUCUGAUAAGCUCUCUUUUUGCUGAUCCAGUUGGGUGUGGGCUAUCGCUACUAAUGAUUCUAGUUGGAAUUCCAACUUAUUAUAUUUUUGAGUUAUUUCCAACUCCAAUUUCCUGGGAUGCUCUGUUUCGAUGA